GAGAGAGAGAGAGAGAGAGAGAGAGAUUUACUCCACUAUUACACAGUAGGAGAGAAGGAGAAACGGACACAGGAAAGAAAUACCUGGGGCUAUUAUUGAGAAGUAAUAAAGAGCGGAUGGAAUAAAAAGAAAGAUUUGGAUUUAUUUUGCCAUUAAAGAAAUAAAAGAAUAAAGAAUUUUGAGAGAAGAAAAUCAGAACCCUGCGUGCCGGAUAUUUCCUCUAUGUGGAGUUUACACGGACACCGACCAGGAGUUUGUGUUGUUUUUGUCUUGUUUGUGUUUUGUACCUGUAGUGAAGCAGCACAACGCAGACAGCACCUGUAUAACGGAUAUGUGUCCUGCGCGCGCGGGGACCGGGACGCGCUGUGGAACGUGUGGAGACUCCGUGCGCACGCUGGAGCAUCUUUCUGCACGUUAUUAAAAGAACAGAAGAAAAGAAGAGGAAUUAAUAAAUAACUUAAACAGCACGGUGUUAUUGUUUUUUUUUUAAAAUAACUUUUUAGAUUUUUGGGAACGAUGGUGAUUAUUUGUUUAAUGACACUUUUGGCUGGAGCACAUGCGCAGUUGCGCUACACGGUACUGGAGGAGCAGGAGCGUGGCACCGUGGUGGGUAACGUGGCCGAGGACCUGGGGUUAGACGUCACUAAGCUGUCUGCACGCCGUUUUCAGACAGUGCCGGUCCCAAGCUUGCCACGCACAUCUCCAGCUCCGGCACUGCUCGAAGUGGACCUAGAGAGUGGAGCAUUGGUGGUGCGUGAGCGUGUGGACAGAGAGGCGUUGUGUGGUAAGAAUACUCCAUGCCUCUUACACCUGGAGAUGUUUCUUGAGGAGCCGCUUGAGUUGUUUCGUGUAGAGACAGAGGUGCUGGAUGUAAAUGACAAUGCACCACGUUUUCCACAUGCUGACAUUGCUGUAGAGAUCAGUGAGAGCGCAACGCCUGGAACACGCUUCCCAGUAGAUGGUGCCUUCGACCCAGAUGUGGGCACAAACUCACUGAGUGCAUAUGCCAUCACAAGCAACGAGCACUUCCGCCUGGACAUCCAGACGCAGGGUGAUGGGAGCCGGUACGCUGAGCUGGUGCUGGAAAAACCAUUAGAUCGAGAGAAGCAGGCAGUUCACCGAUACGUGCUUACAGCUGUAGAUGGAGGGCAGCCUCAGAGAACUGGAACCGCACUUCUGGUGGUUACUGUGCUGGAUUCAAAUGACAAUCCUCCCAUCUUUGACCAGUCUGUGUACUCGGUCACGUUGCAUGAAAACUCCCCUGUAGGCACACUCAUCAUCCAGCUGAAUGCCACCGAUGCAGACGAGGGAAGUAACGGGGAGGUGGUGUACACACUGAGCAGUCAUAACCCUCCACGCAUACGUGAACUGUUUGCUGUUGAUGCACGCACAGGCCGUGUGGAAAUCAUAGGGGAGGUGGAUUAUGAGGAGAGCAGCACCCAUCAAAUUCACGUCCAGGCCCGAGACAUGGGGCCAAAUGCUGUCCCGGCACAUUGUAAGGUCCUGCUCAAGCUGGUGGAUGUAAACGAUAAUGCACCUGAGAUCGGAUUCAGCACUGUGACGGAGUCUGUGAGUGAACAUGCGACUCCUGGCACUGUUGUUGCAAUGCUCAGCGUCUCUGACAGAGACUCGGGAGAAAAUGGCCGUGUUACCUGUGAACUUCUUGGUGGAUCAGCGAGUGAAGAUGCGCCUCCCUUCAAGCUCAAGCCCUCCUCACUGAAGAACUACUACACCAUGGUGACAGAUGGAGCACUGGACCGUGAACAUGUAGAGUCAUACACCCUUACAGUUGUAGCACGAGAUAACGGCACUCCACCACUGACCACCAGCAAGUCCAUCCGUGUGCGUGUGGCAGAUGAGAAUGACAACGCACCACACUUCGCACAGGCCAUAUAUGAGGUGCACGUGACUGAGAACAACGUGCCUGGGGCAUAUAUCUAUGCUGUGACCGCUAUAGAUGAGGACGCUGGUGAGAACGCACGUGUAACUUAUUCUAUAGAGGAGCGUGAGAUACAGGGAAUGUCUGUGCUCACAUACGUGUCCAUCAAUGCAGAGAAUGGAUACGUUUAUGCACUGCGCAGCUUUGAUCACGAGCAAAUCAAGGAGUUUAGCUUUACAGCUCGUGCAGCAGACUGCGGAACCCCCGAACUUAUGAGCAACGCCACCGUGAGGGUGAUUAUAGUGGACCAGAAUGACAACGCACCAUCUGUGAUUGCUCCACUGGGCAAAAAUGGCACAGCCGCACGUGCCCCCUUGCCCCGUUCGGCGGAACCGGGCUACCUGGUGACACGUGUGAUUUCCACAGAUGCGGACGAUGGUGAAAACGCACGUCUCUCAUACAGCAUUGCACAUGGAAAUGACCUCGGCUUGUUCCGCAUGGACUGGAGAAGUGGUGAAUUACGCACUGCACGGCGAGUGAGUGGCAUGAAAUGGGACUCAUCGAUCCAGUCUCAGUUACACCCACGUGCCUAUGAACUACUGAUCGAGGUGAGGGACCACGGCCAACCACCACUCUCCUGCUCUGCCCGCAUCAGUGUGGUGCUCGUGGAUGGUGCUGUAGUGACCCUGGAUGAGGAAGGGCGGGAGAAGGAGGGUAGAGGAGCACGGGGUGGGGCUCGAGGCUCGGCAAGGUCUGAUGAGGGAGCACCGGAGAUGACGCUAGUCCUCCUUGUGGCUCUUGGCUCUGUAUCAUCUGUUUUUCUACUCGCCAUGAUCGCUCUGGCUGUGCGGUGCCGCCGGAAAGAUAAAAAAUUCAGUGCACUCAUAUGUGUGAAAGGAGACUGCUGCUCCUGCUGUGCAUUGUGUUGUGGCCAGCGGUCACGGGGACGGCAGAAGAAGCUCACCAAGUCAGAUAUUGUGCUGGUUCAGAGCAAGACGGCAGCGCAGGUGCCUGUGGAAGAAUCCGGGACCGGGGGCAGUGGUGGGUUCGGGACACACCUUCAUCAACACCAUCACCACUGCUACCAGGUGUGCCUCACACGUGAGUCUGCCAACACCACCGACCUGAUGUUCCUGCAGCCAUGUUGCAGCCCGUCACGCAGCACCACGGACACAGAGCACAGCAGCGCUGCACGUGGAGCUGCUGCUGUCCUUCUUACUGACCAGCAGCCAGACAUCAUAUCCAACGGCAGUGUCUUAUCUGGAGAGGUAAAACACCAGAGGACAGAACUCAGUUACCUCGAUAGACCACGUCGUGUGAACAGUUCUGUCUUUCAGGAGGACAUUGUGAGCUCUAAAGACAGUGGUCAUGGAGACAGUGAGCAGGGAGAUAGCGACCAUGAUGCUACAAACCGUCUGCACUCCUCUGACCUGUUCUCGAACUGUACAGAUGAGUGUAAAGCUCUCGGACACUCUGACCGUUGCUGGAUGCCCUCAUUUGUCCCUGGUGAUGGUCGCCAUGGUGCUGAUUACCGUAGCAACCUACAUGUCCCAGGAAUGGAUGCAGUGAUGGACGGAGAGCGAGGAAGAGGAUUUCCUAGCACCUUCUGCUCAGACGUCUCCUCAGAAACAUAGUGCGCUCCGGAGUGAAAACUCCACACCUGUGUUUACAAUUUUAUUUUUAUUCUCGUCCUGAGUGAUUUUUAAUUUUCACACCAAAAUUGAAAUGCUGGACUGAAAGCGUGCUCAGCAGGACUGAGGGAACAACGCUUGUCUACAAGUACAGGGAGACAAAACAAAGAAGGACAGAAGGAACAGAGGAACAAUGUGGAGUGAUAAAGAUGGAAAAAAAACAAAAAGGUGGAAAAAAAAGCACCGUUUAACUCUCUGUAAAAUCUGUCUUUCUGUCGGACCACAAAGUGACUAAUCUGAGCCCUUUAGCUCUCUCUCUCUCUCUCUCUCUCUCUCUCUCACACACACAC
Molecule: messenger RNA, 3860 nt
Organism: Tachysurus vachellii
Lineage: Eukaryota; Metazoa; Chordata; Actinopteri; Siluriformes; Bagridae
Gene: pcdh10a
Product: protocadherin 10a
Exons: 5
Coding region: 517-3513 (998 amino acids)
Biological process (GO): homophilic cell-cell adhesion
Cellular component (GO): plasma membrane
Molecular function (GO): calcium ion binding
Source: RefSeq, a predicted model, not a curated record